CAUCUGGUGUAUUGAUUGUGGCCAGCCCUAAAGCUAGUUUUUGCCGUUUGGAAUACGUCGCUGUAAUUCAAUUUUAAAGAGGUUUCUCCUGCUACCUUGAAGCUCACUGUGCGUCUUGUUUCCGAAGGAAAAGAGCUGAUUUAGUAAUCUAAAUGGAUGCAAUACUGAAUUACAGGUCGGAAGAUACUGAAGAUUACUACACGUUACUGGGAUGUGAUGAACUAUCUUCGGUUGAACAAAUCCUGGCAGAAUUUAAGAUCAGAGCUCUGGAAUGUCACCCUGACAAGCACCCUGAAAACCCUGAGGCUGUGGAGACUUUUCAGAAACUGCAGAAAGCAAAGGAGAUACUGACCAAUGAAGAAAGUCGAGCCCGCUAUGACCACUGGCGGAGGAGCCAGAUAUCGAUGCCGUUCCAGCAGUGGGAAGCUUUGAGUGAUUCGGUGAAAACGUCAAUGCACUGGGUUGUCAGAAGUAAAAAAGACCUGAUGCUGGAAGAAUGUGACCAAACUCCCACCAACAAGACUGAAAAUGAAGAAUGGAAUGAGCAAAGAGAAAUAAAGAAAGAGGAACUGGCUUCAACCACAGAGGAAAUGAAGCAAAAAGAAUCUGAGCCCCUGGAGAAGUCAGUCUUUCCACAAAAUCCAGAUUCUCCAGGCUUUUCAGAUGUGAACUCUUGGCACCUUCGUUUCCGCUGGUCUGGGGAUGCUCCUUCAGAACUCCUGAGGAAGUUCAGAAACUACGAAAUAUGAAAUGUCCCUGCUCCAUAAAAGAGGAGGAGCAACCCCGUUCCCAGUGCAGUCUUUCUUCACAUGUUAAAAAUGUCAAGUUUAUAUGUCAUGUUUGUGAAUAGCUGACUACCAACGGAUUCCUCCAUCUUGGAUCUGUUCUCAUAGUGUGUUGUUUAAAUGAGAAAAUUUUCAGAAGACUAGUUUCUUCCAAUAUUUGCAUAAAUUAAGGCUUUAGAUCCUGAGUAGAUUUAUUAUAUGUGUUUUCCUGUUAAUGCUAUUUAUAGAAAUCCAUUUAAAAAGUUGAUCUCUGUAUUUAAAUAUGUCAUUGAUAUACCAUGAUCUCUACUAGUGCUGGAUGUACAAAAAGUGUUUUCUGACUCUUGACCUAAAAUGA
This is a messenger RNA of Cynocephalus volans (Philippine flying lemur), 1122 nucleotides long. It is a transcript of the gene DNAJC12, whose product is annotated as DnaJ heat shock protein family (Hsp40) member C12. The transcript is spliced from 5 exons. NCBI's taxonomy places the organism in Eukaryota, Metazoa, Chordata, Mammalia, Dermoptera, Cynocephalidae. Gene Ontology annotation, cellular component: cytoplasm. Bases 153 to 749 code for a protein of 198 amino acids. The record is from RefSeq and is a predicted model, not a curated record.